GUGAAAGCAUUCGCAUGACUUUGCACGCACGCCGAACACCCCCGACGGUCUCGUAAAAUAUCCCCACAAAGUCAUACACUCCACAGAUGGGGUGGGGAGGGCUUCACGCCCUCUUUUAUGCAACCUCGAGCCAAAAGAGCUCAAACCGCAUGACAUCAUCACGCCAAGGGGUUAUUUCUGCGUGCCUUUUGCUUUUUGAAGCAGCACUUUUUUUUCGCUUUUGUGUGUGUUUUUUAUUUUUUUCCCCUCACAAAAAAGAAGACAUUUGCAAAAAUCUGCUUUCACUUUGAAAAAAAACGUUUGCUGAUUUUCUGAUUGUUGAUUUUCUGACCGAAUCAAAAUUAAUCUGUAAGCAGGUGCCUUAUUGUUUUUUUGCGGGGGGAGGGACUUGCUAUUAAUCGUGGUUAGCUAAUUUUUCAACUCGUAUGCCAACGUUGAUUUAAAUAUCAUGUACAAUUGUGAUAAAUGAACACGGUUGACGUCGGCAGGACAGUCUUGACUGGGUCAUCAGCUUCGUGCGGGCGGCUGCGGGCUCGGGGUGGAUUAGCACGCCAGCGGGGGUAUCAUUGUUAUUAUUCCCUCAGACCCCGCCACUCUUUGUGUUUCACUAAUCAGACUCCCAAAGACUUUCACUCGCCGCCGCUGCCGUCGUGCUUCUGAAGGAAAGAAAAAAAAAAAAAAAGAAGAAAAUCUGAAUGAAUAUCUUCAAAUAUUUGAUUAGCGUUAGCGCCUCGGUUCAUGCGCGAUUCAGCGGUGUCGGACCUGGACGUGGAGAGCAAGUUGACGUGGCACUACCGGGCUCCCUGGCACAAGCAGAGGAACAUCCUGCGCCCGGCCACCCGGCCGCCAUGCCUGCAGGAGAUGCACAAGGACGCCAGCCUCUGGCAUCUGCGUGCAGACGGUCAGAGGCGGCGCUCGUCCAGCAGGGAGCGUCGAGUGACCAUCUCCAUCUCGGCGCUGCCGCCCAUGCCCAUGUACCCGUCGACGCCCAGCACUCCAAAGAAAGCCCGGAAGGGGGUGCGCUUGACGGCGUUCCCCAGCUCCCGUCCGCCCUCCCCCACCGAAUGUUGCCACUUCUCCCCCUGGAACAGAAAGGCGACAUCCUCUGACCCCAACUCGGUGGUUUUGGCGUCCCCGGGCCAGCGCUCCAAACUGCUCCCCAUCCCCAACACGCCGAGCACCUUGGACAAGCAGACCAACUGGUCCCGAGCGCUGCCGCUGCCCACGCCCGAGGAGAGGAUGAAGUAUCACUCGCGAGUGGUCACCUCCUCCGUCAUCCCCAUUAAUGUGACCGGCGUGGGCUUCGACAGAGACGCCAGUGUGCGCUGCUCGCUGGUCCUCUCGCAGUCGCUGCUGCAGCGCAGGAGGAAGCUGAGGCGGCGCAGGACGGUGGCCGGCGUCCCCCGGCAACCUCACGACUUUGCCGCAGACUCGGACGAGUCGCCCAGCUCCCGCGAACGCAGCGUCAUCGUCCACGCCAGCUUGGACAACGGCGACAUGGUCGGCCAUCUACUCACCCGAGACUCGGGUUGCCAGACCGACGACUUCCUCGUCUCGGGGGGCGCGCCUUCCGGCAGGAGAAUCCGUGGCCGUCGCGGCCACCGGGGGGCGGCGCUGUGCCCGUCCCGGUCGGCGAGCGACAUCGCCGACCUGCGGGAAGGCCCCGGCGACGCGUCGGCCGCCCGGCUGCGGACGCGCAGUCUCCCCCGAGACGGCGGCCGGGUCGGGCCUGCCGACGAGGAGGAUGAGGCGGAGCUUAGCGCUUUCGACGGCGAGGGGGGGCGGCUCCUGAAGGACGAUGAGGAAAGCGCGGAGGAGCGCGCCGGGUCGGGGCAGCUGCCCGGGACGCCCGAGAGGGGCUGGGCGGAGCGGGCGCGCUCGCAGCUGACCCCCCGCACGGCCGACGCGGGCAGCUGCGACGUGUCGUCCAGCUCGGACACGUUCGGUAGCCCCGCCCACUCCGUAUCGGCCGCCGGCGUUUUGGGGGGUCCGGCGGACCACAAAGACGAGCACCAGUCCUCCAGCGGGAACUGGAGCGGGAGCAGCUCCACCUGCCCGUCUCAGACUUCGGAGACCGUCGCCCCGGGGACGUCUCCGCUGGCCCGCUGCGACUCGGAGCUCUCCCUGAACGCCGCCGCCGCCGAGCACGCCGGCUUCGCUCCGGAUCCCUUCGGCGGACUCAGAACUCAACGGGCGGGCUCCUUCUCCUCCGCCGCUAUGGACAUCCUGGAGGAAGCGGGCGUUCCCGGGGAAGGCGAGUGGAACUAUUCACACACGGAUCCGGGCCGUCGGACUGGGGACCUCAGCCCCGAGCCCGGCAGGGAGGCCGAGAGCAGCCUGGGCUGCCCGAGCUUCGCCAGCAUGGCCACGUGCGAAAGCAGCUUCUCCGACAAGCCGCCUUCGGAGAAAGCCGACACGGCGUCGCACUACUCGGAGGACACGGAAGGUUACUACACCUCCAUGCACUUUGACUGCGGACUGAAAGGCAGCAGGAGCUUCACGUACAUCUACCCGGACCACGGGACUCUGGAGCCGCGCUGCCUGUCCUUGAGGAAACCCAAAGCCAAGCCUUGCCCGCCCAGGCGCAGCUCGUCCCUGCGGACCAUCCGCGACCGAGGCGGCGAGUCGCCGCUUCCCAAGGAGAAAAACUCCAACGGCUCGUCGGGUGGCGUCGCCGAAGAACCGCCCGGGGUCUGGGGGGCGGAGGGAUCUUUGGACGGGCCCGAUUUGGGUGUCUUCGGCUCGGCGGACGCGGGCGCGCCGCAGGCGGACUACGCCGACCUUUGGCUCCUGAACGACUUGAAAUCCAGCGAGCCUUACCGCUCUUUGUCCAACUCCAGCACGGCCACCGGCACCACGGUGGUGGACUGCGUCAAGUCGCAGGACGGCUCCGAGUCGCAGGCGUCCCGCUCGGGUUCCGGGGCCACCACGCCGUCGUUGACGCCCGCCGAGGGCGAUUUCAAGCUAACGGGCUUGGCCAGCCCCUCCAGCGGCUACUCCAGCCAGUCCGAGACCCCGACUUCCGCCUUCCCCGUCGCCGCCUUCUUCCCCGGACCGCUGUCGCCGUCCAGCGCCAAGCGGAAACCCAAAGUCCCGGAAAGGAAGUCGUCGCUGGCCUGCAAGCCGGACCCGGAGUUGCCCGCCGUCCCCUCGUCCAGCCCGGACUUAAGUGUUUUUCGCCGCGCCGGCGACGAGCGGGCGCCGAUCCAAAAUCGGGCCGAAGCCGAGACGGCCAACGGACCUUCCCUGACCAUCACCCCCGCCGCUCUGCGCGCCGUCCGGCUGCGAUCCAUCCCCAAGGAACUCGAGCCGGCUCCUUACCACGACGACUAUCCCGCCGCCGACUCCGACCGUGUCGUUGACGCCCGAGUUUCGUCAGGACUUACGAGGCGGGGAGACUCGGAUGAUCUCCAGCUGCCGGCCUCCUCCCACGAGGGGCUCGUCAACGGCGAGACCACCCCAGAGCCGCCGUCGCCGCCAUCGCCGCCGCCGGAUGAAGACGCAGAAUCAUCUACUCUCCCGCCACCUGACCGAGAUCGAUGUCCCUCAACGCCAAGUCCGCCUCCCGGUCUGGAUCAAAUGCCUGCCGCCAGUCCGGGAAGCUGUGAAGGAAACCGAGUGGAGGCGGAGUCAGCGGGAGAUCCGGCGGGAAACGAGGAAGGCGAAUCCACCGCAGAGGAGAACCUGAGCAAAGACUUGGUGGCAGCGAGCGACGAAUCGCAUACGGAGGACGACAGCGUUUUCCUGUCGCCCAGCAAAAGUCGAACCACCGACGACCUGUUCGCCGUCAUCCACAGGUCAAAGAGGAAAGUGUUGGGCAGGAAGAACUCCGGUGAGCCGUCUGUUCGGAACGGCCCGUCGUCCAUUAACGGCACGCCGCCGCCGCCCCCUGGUGGCGGCGGUGCCCCCGUCUCCCCAUGUCCUGCCUCCGCGUCGCCCUCGUCGGCGCCCUCGGGCCCUCAAAGGACCCCCGGCCCCAUCUACAGGAACGCCAAGAAGUCCAGCACCUCCAAUGAGGAGUUCAAGCUGCUCCUGCUCAAGAAGGGCAGCCGCUCCGAGUCCAGCUACCGCAUGUCGGCCACCGAGAUACUUAAGAGCCCCGUGACCCCCAAAGGUUCCGCGGCGGGAGAGGACGAGGCGGCGGUGGAAACGGCCGAAGCGGCGGCGGCGGUGGCCAGGUCGCCCGACGCCGAGGGCUUCUUUUUGCCCAAACCCUGGACGUCGCCCCAAUCCAGGCUGGGCCGCGCCAGGGUCCCGCCUCCCGCCAACAGCAGCCGCUAUGCCGCUCGCGCGCGCUUCUUCUCGCCGCCCAUGCAGGCCAUCUCCGAGGGCGAGGCCGAGAAUUCCGACGGGAGCCCCCACGACGACGAGCCGGUCGCGCCGCGCCCGCGAUUUGCCUGACAAAAAAAAAAAACGGUCUUCGUCUUCCCUCACUGUACGUAACACAUCAGCUACUUAAAAAAAAAAAAAAAAAGAUGGCGGAUGGGGGGAGUCGGAUAUUGUCACGAAGAGAAAAAUUAACGAAUAAUAAUAAAUAAUACAUAUUUUACAGAAAAUUAUAUUUUCAACAGAAAAUAGUUUUAGGUAAUUUUGUUUGUCACCCCCCCACCCUCAGAAAAAAAUAAUUAAAAUGAGAAUAGAAAAGUACAUUUUAGAGGUUUUUAUGACCAAAAAAAAUAAAAAAUACACUUGUCUAUUUUUAACCCAGAACGUUUGCAAGAAAAAAACCUUCAUAAACAAAAGUUGGAGAAAAGAAAGUUAAACAUAUGUUUUGAAUGCUUCCUGCAAACUAAAAAAAUCAGUUCAAUCUCAGAAAACAUGACUUUUUUUUUUUUUUUUUUUUGCGUAAUGCUUUUCUUCUCAUUGUUUCCGUGUAAUUCUCCGUGGUGGCAUCCAGACAUGAGAAGAUGCUGACAUAUGUAUUCUGUGAAUACGUCACAAGUCGGACCCGCCUUGGCAUAAAACCACUCUUGAGAUAUUUUUUAAAACGACGAGAUUUGUUGUUCAUGUAUUUAUCACAACAUCGGUUAAAAACUAAGUUGAUGUUAUGCGCCCGAAGUGGACAGCAAGUCAAUUUACAUAAGGAGGAAAAAGGCGAGGGAUGAGUUGAAAUGACGUAAGCAAGUUGUUAGCUUUUGUUUUUGGUUGGUUUGUUUUUUUCUCAAGAAAAACUAAUCAACAAAAUGUGCUGUCUUUUGGGAUUUGGGUGACUUGGCGUGUUUUUUUUAAGAAUGUUUGGAAACGGUUGAGUAAGUGUUACGCAUGUCGGAGCCAGGUUGGACGCUAAUGUGGUGACGCAACACCCCCCCCCCUCGCCAUCCUCCCCUCUUAUGCAAUAAAAUCAAAGUCUAUUUUAUCCAGAUCUCUAUUGUUUUAUAAGACGACACAUUGUAAAAAUAGACACUGACUGAGUAUGACAGGCGACAUCAUCCUUUUUAUCCCCCCCCCCCAAAAAAAUAAUAAUAAUAAGGAUACUUUCUGCAAAUGUUGCCCCUUUGGACAGUCCACUUGGCCUUAAAACCCCCACUUCACUAACUUGUCUUUUGUGCGUUCGCGUGUGUGUAUAUAAAUAAUACACGUUCUCGUAGCGAAGAUGCUAACAGGGUACACAAAGAAUUUUGUCAUUCCAACUUUUUUUUUAAGCACUGAUAAAGUGAUUUUUGUUUUGUUUGUUUUUUGCUGUACUUGCUCGUACUCCAACGGUGGCGAGGGUGCGUUUUGACUACAAUUGGACUACACUGCCACCUUGUGGAUGUAUUUAGUUUUGUACAGAGUUGUAAAUGAAAAUGAGCGUUGGGUGAAUUGUGUACAAAGAAGACGAAACGUGUUUACAUGGACUUUAAAGUGAUGUACAUUUUUUAGCUCCGGGGAGAAAAAAAAACCUUGGUCUUGUAUUUAUUUUGUGAGUAAACGACGUGGUGGAGUGCAAACGUGUAUCUGACAAAAGGAGAAAUAAAUGUGAUGGAAAACAUCA
This is a messenger RNA of Hippocampus zosterae (dwarf seahorse), 5974 nucleotides long. Its product is annotated as actin remodeling regulator NHS-like. The record is from RefSeq and is a predicted model, not a curated record. Gene Ontology annotation, biological process: cell differentiation; lens development in camera-type eye. The transcript has 9 exons. The coding region runs from base 739 to 4401 and encodes 1220 amino acids. NCBI's taxonomy places the organism in Eukaryota, Metazoa, Chordata, Actinopteri, Syngnathiformes, Syngnathidae.